AUGACAACUACAACAACAAGUUUAAAGGUGGGAGAGGUUGCUUUGUGUAGCCUUGACAGAUUGAGACCAACUCAAUGUGCAGCUGGUAUGGCACAUGUAAUGAGAAAGGUCGAUGAACUAAAGACACUCAAACAAUCAAAGGGCAAUGACCAAGUUGUUCAAUUCCUUCAAGCACAUCCCGCCCCAGUCGUACUCAAGAACCAUGACAUCUAUCUCAUUGACAACCAUCAUCUGUGCAGAGCUCUGUAUGAGCUGAGAGGCGAGUUCUUUAGUGACCUCGACUUUAAGAGCGAUACUGCUACUUCUACAGCACCAAGAUGCUUUGUAAAGGUGGUCAGUGAUCUCUCGGCGAUGGACACAGAGUCAUUUUGGAAGAAGAUGGAUGAUGAGAGAUGGGUACAUCCUUAUGAUCACAAUGGCAAGGGUCCAGUACCAUUCAAUCACAUACCUACACAUAUCAAGGAUUUGAAAGAUGACAUCUGGCGAAGUGUUGCUGCAUUGGUCAAGAUACAAGGUGGCUUCAAGAAGACUAUGAUACCAUACGCAGAGUUCCAAUGGGCCAACUUCUUCAGAGAGAAUGGAAACAAUGGUGGCAGCACAUGCACUGGCGACGACAAACAAGCAUUCCAAGAGAUUGUCAACAAGUCAAUGGAGUUGGCACAGGACAAGAGUGCAUCACAUCUGCCUGGCUACACUGGU
Acytostelium subglobosum LB1 is the source of this 699-nucleotide messenger RNA. RefSeq lists its product as hypothetical. The record is from RefSeq and is a predicted model, not a curated record. The annotation marks the transcript as partial. The transcript is spliced from 3 exons. NCBI's taxonomy places the organism in Eukaryota, Evosea, Eumycetozoa, Acytosteliales, Acytosteliaceae.